Penicillium egyptiacum is the source of this 522-nucleotide messenger RNA. The record is from the annotation of a GenBank genome assembly. NCBI's taxonomy places the organism in Eukaryota, Fungi, Ascomycota, Eurotiomycetes, Eurotiales, Aspergillaceae.
AUGGCGGGUCCCAGAAUUGCCUGCAUUGGUGUGAUUGGGAAGGCAGAUAAUCCUCUUCAUAUUUCCCUGUUUCCCCCGUAUUCAGACUCCACUAUCGAAUUCUCCUUCUUACUGAACUCCUGCCUCGACAUUUUCGAUAUCCGGUGCAAACAAACGUCGAUUGAUCAGGAUCUAGGCCUGUUACAUGCAAUUGACGAAAGACUUGCGGCCUAUGGAUGGUUGACAACCACGGGAGUGAAACUAUUGAUCAUUGUGGAUUUGUUCGGUCAGGAAGAGGCCAGCGCUGGAAGGCAAGCAGGCGCUGCUAUUAAUGGCUUGAGAGAUUCUGAUGUGAAGCCGGCAUUCCGCGCAUUACAGAGUGCAUAUAUCCAGCUUUUGCAGAAUCCAUUCUAUUCCCCCGACGACCACGUACCGAUUCCUGGGAAUACUUCUUUCUCCGCCUGCCAGCCAAUCUCUAACAAAAAGUUCGUUGCGGAUGUCAAACGUAUUGGGGAUUCGUGGGCUCCAGGUUCUUCUCUGUAG